Molecule: messenger RNA, 1495 nt
Organism: Lates calcarifer (barramundi perch)
Lineage: Eukaryota; Metazoa; Chordata; Actinopteri; Centropomidae
Gene: pih1d2
Product: PIH1 domain containing 2
Exons: 5
Coding region: 197-1144 (315 amino acids)
Biological process (GO): rRNA processing; box C/D snoRNP assembly
Cellular component (GO): R2TP complex; ribonucleoprotein complex; cytoplasm
Source: RefSeq, a predicted model, not a curated record
ACAACAUUAGCCAACUAGUAGUUUGAUACAUUUGUGUGCUACUCCUGUCUCGCUUUUAUUUCAAAAUAUUAAUAUAUUUCAAAAUAUUAUUCAGCGUUUCUCUAGUUGUCCUCUUAUCAGAGUUAACCAAGCUAGCUAGCGGCUGAUAAAGUUAGUGUUGCUAGUGCUAACGUCAUAGUAAAACUUUUACCUUAAGAUGUGCUCCGCUGGCGGUACACAGGAUGUUUUGCAGCGGGUCAACCAGUUUUGGUCCAUGCUGGAUGAUCUUUCUGAAAACGACCCCGCAGCCUACCGCAAGUUCAUCCAGAAACAGAUGGAGGAAAGGGCUGAAUUCAUCGCACCGCCUGAGCUCGACUCUUGUCUGUACACUGAAAUACUGGAGCCCAACAAAGGGUUGCUAUAUGUCAAUAUAUGCAGCUGGAAACGUGUGCCUGCACCUCAGGAUCCCAGCAAGCCAUUACCUGUGUGUGCAGGAAAACUGGAAACAGACGCAAAUGAAAGUCAAGGCCUGUACACUGUGUUGGAUGUAGCAUUAAACCCUGCGGUGCUAGAGGAAAAUAAGCAACAUAAAACAGAAGUCUAUAUGCUGGCCCUGAGCUUUGCCCAGCAGCAGCAUGGGUUGAGGUUAUCUCAGCAGUACACUGUCAUUAGCUGUAGCCCGAAAAGUAGUCCAGAUGACUUGGGUCGCCGCCUUGGAUUUCAGCAGUGGCCCAACAUCUCCAAACAGCCUGACACAGCCAGUCAAACCCCAGCUGACCUCCUGCAGCAGAUCUCCUCCCUACAUACAGAGAAACAAGACGACAAACCAGCAGCUCAAAUUAUCUGUAGAUCCGCGGAGCACAGAGAGGAUUUGAUCCAGGUCAUCUCCAGCACUUUUGUGCAGCCUCAGAAGCCAGAGUACCAACUCGAAGUGAAAACUGAUACAGCGGGAGUUCCUCGCAGUGUGGAGCUGACAGUAGAGCUGCCAAAGGUUUGCUCCAUGUCAGAAAGCCAGCUGAGAAUCUCCAAGGAUGACGUCUUACUGGAAGUGGAGGAUGUUUACUAUUUGCUUCUGGAGCUUCCAAAAACUGUUAACGAAGACACUGCAUCCGCCAUCUUUAACAAGAAGAAACGAAGGCUGACUUUAAAAGUGGACGUUUUGUGACCAUUUGCUUUAAUGGGAAAACAAGAGGUGAACAGUCCUGCUGGGAAUGGGCUGAGGAAACUGUGAAGCUAGGAGUAAAUUCAGACACUGAAAAUACCUCAAAGCAAAUUACCAAAACAAACUAGAUUCCCUCUCUGCUAUCUGAAAAUCCUUGGGAACACAUUAUACCAUGAAAAACUAAAAGCUAACAAACAAUAAACAGCUGCCCUGUAAACUGAUGCCUCCCAAAACCAAAAUGUUUUUCUGAAACAAAUAUGUCACCGCGUGGGUUGAUGUGCAGCAGCAAAUUUAAUUCUUAACCCAAAAAACAUUAAUUGACUUUAAUGACAAGCUGUGGGUUUUGUUUAUUAA